Messenger RNA from Siniperca chuatsi (mandarin fish), 7330 nucleotides. It is a transcript of the gene tbx21, whose product is annotated as T-box transcription factor 21. The transcript is spliced from 6 exons. The coding region runs from base 342 to 2204 and encodes 620 amino acids. Gene Ontology annotation, cellular component: nucleus. Gene Ontology annotation, molecular function: DNA-binding transcription factor activity, RNA polymerase II-specific; RNA polymerase II cis-regulatory region sequence-specific DNA binding. The record is from RefSeq and is a predicted model, not a curated record. Lineage: Eukaryota; Metazoa; Chordata; Actinopteri; Centrarchiformes; Sinipercidae. Gene Ontology annotation, biological process: positive regulation of DNA-templated transcription; regulation of transcription by RNA polymerase II; lymphocyte migration.
AUCAUAGGUUAGAAAACUGAGCGUGUGUUUGGGUCACUGGUUGCGACUCCACGCGUCAAAAAAGACAAGACAAUCACCUACUCGGGCAAUAAAAAGUUUAUAUAUAAAUAGUCUAAAUGAGACCGAGUGAGGGAUGGUUUUCUAUCUUAAAUUACAAACUCUGACCGAGCGAGACACCGAAUUUUAAAGCUUGCGUUAUGACAGUGCGCUGUGAGUAAUAGGUGAGGAUAACAGUCCAGACUGUGCUGUUUUAUGGGUAUUUUAUUGUACAUGCUCUCAUUCAACUGGACGCAAGAGCGGAGCCUUAUGCCAUUACGCACAGACCGGGAGCGGGGCUGCAAAUGGGCGGCAUAGGUGGCAACAUUUACCUCAGCAUGUUGAAUGGGACUGAAACGCAAACUUUCGGAAAGAACACCGACAUCAGCAGUCACCUCCACCGCGGCGGCAAGGAUCUAGCCGAGUUUAAAAUGGGGAUUCAGGACGCGAGGUUUUACUACCCAGACUCUGUUCAAAGCGGGCAGGACGCUCUGGCUCUGUCGUACCACUCGGACCAGGCGGUGGGGUACGGAGCGCAGCCCAGCAGGUUUUACGCACCGACCCUCAGCAGUUGCCCGUACGGCGGCGUGCGGUCGCCGCCAAGAAGUGGAGCCGCGCAGGGUUACAUCCCGACGACAGUAGACGGGUUUCCUACAGGCGGUAAAGACUUGUACUCUCCUUCUCCGGAGAAUUACCCGGCGAGCUUUCAGCACGGCUACCAGCGGCCGCCUCUCUACCCUUUACCUGGGCUACAGGUGUGCGGGAAGACUCAGGCACUGCUCAAUAACUACCCGCUGUGGGCCAAGUUCCACAAGUUCCAAACCGAGAUGAUAAUCACCAAACAGGGGAGGAGGAUGUUCCCCUUCCUGAGCUUUAACAUCAGUGUUCUGGAUCCGUCUGCCCACUAUAACGUCUAUGUGGACGUGGUUCUGGCUGAUCAGCACCACUGGAGGUACCAGGGCGGCAAGUGGGUCCAGUGUGGGAAAGCUGAGGGUAACAUGCCAGGGAACAGGAUGUACAUGCACCCCGACUCUCCCAACACAGGAGCUCACUGGAUGAGACAAGAAGUGUCUUUCAGCAAACUCAAGCUCACCAACAAUAAGGGUAGCACCAAUAACGUGGCACAGAUGAUAGUGCUCCAGUCACUCCAUAAGUACCAGCCUCGUCUUCAUAUCGUGGAGGUUAAGGAGGACGGCUCUGAGGAUCCUUUCCUUACAUCCAAAGCUCAGACCUUCAUCUUCCCGGAGACUCAGUUCAUCGCUGUCACUGCUUAUCAGAACGCAGAUAUCACUCAGCUGAAAAUAGACCAUAACCCCUUCGCUAAAGGUUUCCGCGACAAUUACGACACGCUGUACGCUCCCCCUGACUCUGAUCGCUUCACCCCCUCCCCUACAGAGAGCCAGCAGUUGCUGCCAGGGAGCUGCUACCCCCAAGGCUACCUCUCUGAGCAGUACAUGAGCCCCCUGCCCCAGAGCCGCUUCUACGGCCGCGAGGCUAUCGGUAUGGGCCAACAGCACAAAGACCCAUCCUCUAGCCCUGGUCCUCACAGCCGCUGGUACCUGCCACCUCAGCAGGGUGUGGCGCCCAACCGGCUUGACUUCACUUCCUCCUAUGAGGGUGACUUCUCUGGAAACGGUUUCUACAAGACCUUCCCCUUGCAGACAUCCGCUCACCAUGCCCUCAGCUACUACCAAGAACAUCCUUUUGCAUCUACUAGCGUGUCUGUAUCAGGAGCCACCUCAGCGGGCUGGACCACCAGCCGGCCCACUCCACAGUAUCUCAGCCACCCGAGUAAGCCUGCCCCCAGUCUGGGCUGGUUUAGACCCAUAUCGUCCUCUUCUUCCUCAUCAUCUUCUUCCACGUCACCUGGCAACCCCAGGCUGCACCCACCCUCGCUCCUAGAGCCUCUGCAGCCGCCACUGCUGCAGGACAAGCCCAAAGACACUGUGGAGGUGGUGGGAGAGGACCCCUGGCUCGAACCUCCCUCUGUGAAAUCAGCGGCCUCGGCUGACUCAGGCCUGUUUGAGGGCGGCGUGGGGGACAACAAGAAGAGGAGGGUGUCACCCUACACGUCCAGCACUGAAAACUCCCCACCCCCGCGUAGCGGAGAGAUCUGCGAGAAGGACACCAACAGCGAUGCAGACUACUAUGGCUAUUACACCCACUGAUGAGCUCACACAUCACCACAUUCACCACAGUCUCUCCCAGCGUCUUCCCACACCGCCCUCAUGGACACGUAUUAGUCUGUCCAGUCAGGUCAUGAUAAAGGGCUGGAACAGUCUCUGUUUUUGCUGCAGACAAAUACCAGAACCACAUAACAGAAGGUGCAGCCUCAUCUACUGUCACAUCAGUCCACACAGUCUAUAAAGUCUCCUCUCAAAGUGUCAAAUGAUUACAGGUAGGAACUUUCAAGGUUACUGUCAAAGUUAGUGUUGAACACAAGUGGAUGUGACUGGGACACUGCCCUAGAGUCACAUAAACACCAUACAGACAAACAGACCUGUGACUUAAGCCUUUGAAACAUCUGGAGAUUUGGGGAGAAAAAAUGAUCUGCAUAUCUUCUUGUUGACAGACGCCUGCAGGGAUUGUCUGUUCUUACUGCAUCAAACACUCUCUCUGUCUCUUUUGCUCUGUCUUGUCUCUGUCUGUCUCUUCCUUCUCACCCUCAGCCAUUCACACAUACUCUCACAAUAUGCUCACGUUCAUUUCCCCUGAUGAUUCUGAGCAGAAAUUACAUUUCAAACACAGUAUCCUCUCCAAUACGGCCCGAUACAUCUAGUGCAGCUCCCACCAGUGGUGACAGGGGAGCAUUGCAGGCUGACAGUGCAGAGGCCAUGUGUCUUAGUGAACUAAUAAUGUCAGGAGUUUAAGAGAUCUUAGCAAGCACAUGUUCUGUAUGGACGCUAAUCUAACUCAGUCCAGCUAGGACAACCUUUUCUUUGUAUGUGUGUGUGUGUGUGUGUGUGUUAAUGUUAAGUAAAUCAGCAACCACAUCAGAAAUAGCAAGUCCUAUUGGAUUGGAGACAAUCCAACAUAUCUCAGAGGUGUAAAGAGAAAGUGAUGGAAUUAACUCAGCAGCAGAAAAAAUACAGAAGAGCUUGUAUCUGUGAAGUUCUUUAUACAUUUUCGAUCUGGGAUUACAAUUUACAUUUCAUAACAACAUGCUGCCCAUCUGGGUAUUUGCAGGGUAAAGCAAAGUAAUCAAAUCUGUUUGCACUGUAAUGUGAUUAGAUCAUUGCCCUAUAUGUCCAAAACACAGAGACAGUUAACAUCGAAAUGCUGGUUAAUGUGAUAAAAUCAGCAGAUUAAUCAAUAAUGAAAAUCAUCAUUAAAUUCCCAACACAAGGUCCAACUUGUUGUUUCCGAAGCUUUCAGCCACAUCUCAUGGCCCUCUUCAGUGGAUGGAGUUGCCUAGUUGUCAUGGAGAUGAUCUAGUUGUUAUCAGGUGACCUAAAUUUGGAAGUCACGUCAGUCACGUGAUAACAAGUGGUCAUAUAUGGGGUGAGAUGUUUGAAGAUGGCUUCUGGCGCCGGAUGUGAAUGUCCUCCUCGAUCUCUCUCUGACUGUACUGACUCACGUGACUCCUGGUCGAUGUCCUUUGACCUCUCCCCAGUCGAUGCUGUAACUGGUUUUGGUCUGAUGUUUAGACAGUCUCUACUGGAAGUCAUUCAUGGUGUUUUACUCCGUUGUUCACAUGAAAAGUGACAGAAAUAGUUGCGUCCAUACCACUGGCUCCUUUCUCACGUCCUCACGGCUGGCCAAUCACGGUGUGAAGCGGGUGUGAAUUCCAGAUUGUUGGUUUCAGAAAGUUACAGAAAUUGUCCCCUGGAUCCAACAUAGUAAAGGUGUGGGAGAAGGGGGUUUCCGAAGCUAUUCAACCAUCCGACAAGCAGUUCUGACGAAGCAUAAUGGCAGCUUUAAAGCAUACUUCACAAACCUUUUGACGUGAUGAGAUUGCAUUUUCUGAACAAGCUGUUUUGAAUUGCCCCUCGCUGGGAUGUCACAAGUUGAAAAACUAGUGAUAUUCAGUAUCUCACUUUUCUAAUUCUGGAUCAGGUCUGUAAACUGCUAUAUAUGGUCCUAAAACAUGAUGUGUCAAGUGAGGGGGCAGGAGCCGGCAGUACUACCAACCCAUUAGUGUAGUAGUUGAAGAUUAAUGCUCUUGGAGUAGAGGUGGAUGUAGAGCAAAUGAUGUGAACUUCUGGUGAAAAAACCUCACUGUGUGUUAAAGACAUUCAGUAGUCACACCAAUUUGACACACAAAUCGGGAAAUCCCAUCCCAUUUUAAGGCAUAGCUCAACCUCUUCUAUUGCAUUAGCUUUAAGGUAAUUUAAAGCGAUGGAUAACUCAUGUAAAACAUUUGUACAUCUGAGCACCAGGCGUAAACAAGGCCAGCUGGACACUGCUUGCUUUGAUAGAGUGAAAAAAGUCUCACUAUAAUGAAGUCCCAGCCCCCUGCUACAAUCAGUCGAUGUGAAAACGCUCCUGUCACCACUUGCAGAUAAAGCCUGAGAUCAAUACCAGCAUCAAUAACGACAUAACUGGAAAACAGUAUUGGCAGAGACACACACACAAACUGCCCCCACUGUACAUGGACAAAAUGUUGACCACAUUGCAGUAUUCAGAUUAGACUCAAUUCAAUAAGAGUCAAUUUCCCACUGUGACUUUAGCUUUACAGCAUCUUAAUCUUGUUUGUUUAAAUUACAGAAAGGAUGUGUGAGACUUCUGCAUGUUCUUUCCUCUGCUGUGGUGCUGCCUGCAGGUUUUCCUAAACAAUUCCUGUACAGUAGGAGCAGAGCAACAGUGCUGCAGACGUGCAGCUGCAGACAUGUAAAAAGUGGGUCAUUCAGAAUGUCAACAUACACCUGUAAGUAAACAGACGAGGCACUGUCACGAUAGAAACAGGAAGCACAAAGUGACCAGACAGACACAGAAUUUCCCCCCUAGUCUUCGGGCCUAUCAUGUUGUGACACUGGUUGACAGAGGCCCGGCUCCCAGCCUGGUGACAGAAAUGAAGAGUGAGGCUGCAGUCGGCGCUGAUCAGAGAUCUGCUCCUCAUUCCUCACCAGGUGUGCUAAUGGCCUUGGACAACACUGGGGGCGACGGACAGGCACUCACUCGGUGCAGUGCAGGGUUACUGAAGUCUUUUCUUAGGGAGAGAUGAAAUUAUUUCCAUAUAAAUCUGAUAAAUAAAUCUGCACUCUUGAAAUACCCCAAAUGAGCUGAUGAAAAUGGUACCAGCGGUCUACGCUGAAUACACAAUUGUAUAUUUACUAUGCUCUAAUUUUUAAGAUCUAUCUCCUAUAGUGAGAACAACCAGACAACAAACGAUUGACAUUCAGAGUCUAUUUAAAGGUCCAGUGUGUAACAUUUAGGAGGUUUUCAUAAUCACCUGAAAAUAAGAAUCGUGUUUUCGUUACCUAAGAAUAAGCCCUUUAUUUCUACAGAGGGAGCGGGUCCCCUUCCACGGAGGUCGCCAUGUUGCACCGCCAUGUUUCUACAGUAGCCCAGAAUGGACAAACCAAACAUUGGCUCUAGAUAGCUCAUUUAUAGUGAGUUUUGCAGCCACCGUAGUUUCUCCUACAUGUAUGGAACAGGAGGGUGAGGCUAAUUUCAGCGCUAGAUGCCACUAAAUCCUACACACUGGACCUUUAAAGAAUAUAGUUUGACAUUUUGGGAGAUAGAUGAGGAGACUGAGACCACUCUCAUUUUUCUAUGCUAAAAAUGGGGCUAGAGCCAGGAGAUCGUUAGCUUAGCUUAGCAUAAAGACUUGAAGCAGGGGCAAACAGCUAGCCUAGCUCAUCAAUUCAAUGUUAUUUAUAUAGCACCAAUUCAUAACAGAAGUUAUCUCAUUGCACUUUUCCUAUAGAGCAGGUCUAGACCGAACUCUUUAUAAUAUUAUUUACAGAGACCCAACAAAUCCCACCAUGAGCAAGCACUUGGCCACAGUGGCAAGGAAAAACUUCCUUUAAGAGGCAGAAACCUCAGCCAGAACCAGACUCAGUGGUGGACGGCCAUCCGCCGCUGCCAUGUUAGGUUGAGAGAGAGAGAGAGAGAAACUCCUGCCCCAAAUUGUAAUUUUUACACUUCAGUUUUUGUACAGAUUAAACAAGAUGUAAACUGUUAAUGUGUGAGCUUAGAGGUGCUGUUAGCCAGGUUUUGUUAGCUUUGAACAGAGCCAGGGCUACGGCCCUGUUUGCCUUAUUAAGGUUUCACAUGUCAACACAAGAUUUAAGCUCUUUUCUGAGCUAAGCUGAUUUUAUACAAGCAUUGUAAAAAGACUGGGACUUACAUUGGAGCCAUUGGAACUUAAAGACAAUCACAAACAUGAUGCAUAUACAUGUGCAGCACUUGGCAAAAUGGUCUUAACAAUGAUGUUGAUGCAAAAAGGACAAACUGUCUGACAGUUCAGUUCUUUACCUGAACAUUUAAAUAACAAAGCCAAAUGCUAAUGAAGUGUUAAUUUUAUGCUGAAAACAGAACGGAUAUAUUGUAUGAUCAAUUGAUGAAAAAAUAUGUAUAUUGCUUGUUUAACAUUUCCAAAAGAUGUUUUAUUUAAUGUUUAUGUUGACAUCUAUCAGAGAAAAAGGUGAUGCUUCUUAAUGUACCUUAAUGAAGGUGUACAAUGGACAAUUCUUGUUUUAAGUGCAAUUAAUAGAAAGUAAAUUAGUUUAGAGUUAAUGAUGAAAAUGCAAAAACAAUGAGAGCAAAGUUUCAUGUGAUCACAGGCCUGUGGCCGAUGUCAGUUAUUUAUUUUAUGUGCUGUGGUUUGUUAUGUGGUUCACUCAGUGAUCUUGCACCUACAUGAGUGCAAGAUCUCACUUCAAACAGCAGCAGAAAAAUGCUUUCAGACACCUCAGGGACGACCCCUGCUGGAUAUCUCAGCUAUUACAAUCAAGUACAGCCAAUCCCUGAUGUUUAACCUCUAAUACCUCCAUUUCCCAUUAGUCUGUUUCCCUUGAACACACAUUUCCCUCAGUAAGAGAAUAAGACUGUGUGGGAAGUGUAUUUCCAGAGAGUUUACUGUAUGAUAUAGAAAUAGAGGCAUGAAGAAGGGAGACCAGAAUAGGUGAAGCAACAAGCAUGUUAUUUUUUGUGUGUGAUCCGUGUGCACUAUUUAUGUCAAGGGAGCUAUACUAACUCCUUUGAUUCUUUCAUUAAGAGCAUAUAAAUUGGGAUGCAUAAACAAAAAAGAGGAAGGGGAAAUCUGUUAUUUAUUUUUAAGUUGGCAUAAUUGUGUAUUGUACUGUUGUUUUUUUAUUCUUGAAAUUAAAGCUUACACAUGACAAAUCUG